UCUCUUUAAUAGUAAGAGAAUAUUUGUUAAAUUACUUAUUAAUUUCUAAAAUAGACAUAAAAAUGAUAAUAUUAACAAUUUUGAGUAUUUUUUUAUUUAAGGUUUCGAACACCGAAGGUGUAGUAAACUGGAAUACCGAGGAAAUUGAGAAAACAGUGAUACCAUUGGUUAGGACAUUCGACGAUUCUUGGAAAGUUCAUACGUACAGAUCUCCAAGGUAUCAUUACAAGAGUCACUUUGGAAUAAUAAUUAAAAAAGGAACAACUUUUACCCUAACGACUCAGGCAGUAAAAAAUCUGACAUAUUUUCACUUUUACUGCAUUACUGAAGAGUAUGAAAACCUUAUCGAUGAAGACUUUGAGAAGACAAACAACAGUAAAAAAGUUUAUACAACGACAUCCGAUUGUGUGCCAAUGUUACCAGUAUCGUACAACAUCGAUGUGAAGGUAAAAUUAAGAACUACCAAUUGGAUUGAUCUACCUGUUUUGGAUACAAAAAAUAUAACCUACCGUAUGUCAGAAGAAGCUGAAAGAGAGUUUUACAAAAGAAUAGAAGUUUAUGGUUUUGUUGAGAGUUAUUAUGUACAGAUUUUAAUGACAGCAAGUGACGUAAAGGCAAUGUUAGCAAAUAAGUUCAGUUUGUAUGCUUCUGUUCAAAAUGAAGAGGAUAUAAUAAAAUACUACAACUAUGUGACAGGUGCGAGUCGAUAUGUAAAUAAAAAUGAUUCGUACGGACAUAUUAUGGUUGAAAAAUAUAGAAUUUUUGAUCAAGUUUAUAACAAAUAUACUGGACUUUAUCAUGAAAGAAGUAUAUCAUUUGGUAAAUCUAUAGUAAACAAUUUUCUAAAUCCUGUUCGAGGAUUACGAUGGGCUUUAAUGCACGAAAUUGCACAUUAUUAUGAUCUGCCAUAUUUAGUUAAUGGUUUUGCAAAUUCCUGGGAGACCUGGACCAACAUAUUGAGUUCUUUUUAUAAGAAAAAGAUUUCAGACGAACCCGCAUUAUAUGACUAUAAUAAGUUAGAAGACAAUGAAAUUAUAUCUAAUUAUCGACAAGGUAUUAGUAUUAACGGAAAUUGGAAUAAACAAGAAACAAAGUAUGACUUUAGAGACAAAUUACAAGUCUUUUUAACAUUAUUUGGAUACGAUGGCACUGACAAAUCAUUUAGAGAAUUCAACAUUCGCUAUUAUUCAAAAAAGAAUACAGCAAAAUACGAUGUAAUACCAAUAAUUUUGGAAGUGUUUUUUGAUUUGUACAAGAUAAAUAUAUUGCCAUUUUUAAAGAAAGUUGUGGACUUUAAAACUUAUCAUUUAGUAAGUGAAUUUUUAGAAUUACGACUUUUGACCGGUCGUGCUGUAAUGCCGGCUAUUGAUUUCGGCCUAAAACCAACCGACAUGAAACUUAGGAGCAGGGAAAGAGACUGGAGAUCACAUUUACCUUUGAUGUUUAUGUCUAAAAUGAAGAAAAAGUUCGUUGAGGUGAUAUUUACUAUUGAAUCCCCAAUAGAUCCCACUGGUGCUUGUCUGUAUUUGAAUAACAUUUGUCACACUAUUGUUGGCAAUCGUAUGAACAUCAAAUUAUUAUCAAACGUGUACUCUGCUUAUGUUUUACAGGAAAAAAACCAGACCUUAUACGUGAGUGAUAUAAAAUACCACAAGAUAUCAAAAGAUAAAAAAAUUGAUAUCAAACUAAUGGAUCUUCCUUCUAUUGCAACAAAAUUAUUCUCCGAUAGUCAUCAAUCCUUUACCAUUCAAGGACUUAAUUGCCUAAUUUUUAAAAUAUUUAUAAAUUAUAAAGAAAUGACAAUACAAGUAAAGCAAAUCAGUACCUACAUUGACCCCUAUUUUAAUAAUAAAUUAUAUUUUUCAAUAAGUUUAGAAAGGAAUAAUUCUUCUAUUUUUAAAUACAACUUUUUGGGUUAUCCAAGACUGAAUAAAACUGUCGUACGUGUACAUAAUUUCCAGAUCAAUGAUAAAAUCCACAUCUACCAUGCAAAACCAGACCACCGUAUAAAGUUUGACUUGGGGGUUUACAAUGGUUUCAUAAAAAAUAACACUUUUCUAUUGACAAAUGCUGGUUUACACAAUGUUGCUGACAAGGAGCCAAAAAUGAUUUCAUUAUUAAUCAAUAAAAUUGACAAAAUUAAUUCGAAAUAUAUGUAUGAUUUGAAGAAUAAUCCAUAUUAUCAAGGACUCUUAAGACAAUAUAUGAAUAGUCUACGUUCUGAAGGAUUAGAAAGAAUGAUACCAAAAAAUUGGAUUACACCGAGAAACUAGAAUUUUUUAUAUUUACUAUUUCUGGUACAUCUGUUAAACCAUUCAGUGUUCGGUUACUGCAAACUAUAUGAAACAUGAAUUAUAUAAUUUACAAUUAAAUCAAAAGAAUUAUAUUAUUACCUUCUCUAUAUAUGUCAUUCCUAAUUUUUUAAAUCUAAAAGUCGAAAAAAUUAUUGGCAAUUAUCAGUUGGCGUAGAUCAUCCAUCUAAAAAAUUUUAACAAUUGUAUAUUUCUUCAGAAAACA
Leptopilina heterotoma is the source of this 2517-nucleotide messenger RNA. RefSeq lists its product as uncharacterized. Bases 63 to 2273 code for a protein of 736 amino acids. NCBI's taxonomy places the organism in Eukaryota, Metazoa, Arthropoda, Insecta, Hymenoptera, Figitidae. The transcript has 2 exons. The record is from RefSeq and is a predicted model, not a curated record.